AUGAGCCAUUUCUCAGUUCCUGCCGAGAUUUUGGUCCAAAUCUUCGAGCUCGCUAUCGAUGACGAUGGCCUGUUCAACCAUACCCUUCCCACCGUCAUGUCAGAAUCUUGUUGGGAGCUGGAUCGGUACGAAGAUCAAUGGACGCUCAUCAGCCCUGUGAACGCAUUGCAUAGGAAGCAGCAGAGGACAUAUGCUGCGAUCAAGGCAUUACUGUACACCUGUCGACAAUGGUAUCGCGUUGGCUAUCAUCUUCUCUUUCGGUUCUUAUUCGUCGUGGAGCCCUCGAAACUACCCUCCCUCUGUUUUGCUCUUGAUCGCAAUUCCUCGCUCGGGUGGUAUGUUAGGCGCCUGCAUAUUUAUCGUUUCUAUGCUACGCGUCGGAGUACACUCUCAGAGCUUGAAGUUAUGGUCGUUUCGAUCAUACACCAGUGUCCCAAUCUCGAGUCAUUUACAGUGGAUUGGCCUAUAGCGCCUUCAUUCUUCCCUAUCGCUGACGCGCUAUGCACGUUUUCGACGAAAUCACUCCGCUCUAUACACUGGUCUCUCACUCCAGCUGCGCUUCCGAGGCUUAUCUGGGCGCUGGACUCCUUGCCCUCGUUGGUGUCAGCCUUUAUCAAUUUGGAUCCCCCACCCCAGUCUACACUCGUUGGCGAUGCUGACGAUAAGACCUUGCUCCUUGGGUCGGCUGGUGGCCUGGCAAUUACAAUGCCAUCUCUCAAGCAACUCGACCUCCGUGGUGUAUCCACCGACUUUUUGGAACAACUCAUUGGUUGGACGCUCCCUGUACUGGAAUCCUUCUCACUCGAUUUCGUCGCUCAGCGUCAUGUUCUCCCCGACAUCAUCGGAUUCCUCAAACAGCAUGGCUCCGGCCUCACCUUUCUCGACCUGAAUACCAUCCCCGCUUUUGAUCUUUCUUCUGUUCUCGAUCUCUGCCCCGUCCUGACGACGUUCUGCUUCAAUCCGGACUGGCGUCUUCCUUUUCACGCGGAGGCCAACAGCGCGAAUCCCAACGCGCCUCAACCGACGCUUCUGCGCACGCCGCACGCACACAUUACGCACAUAGGGCUGCAUCAACUCCUGCACGCGUUUACGCCUUCAGUACCACGUGGCAUGGUGCCGAUCCUCAGUCCCGUAGCAACGUAUCUCAUUCAGCGCACGAACGACCUCACGUUCACCCAGCUCACACGGCGGUUCUUGCCCUCGCUCAAGGUGAUCCGUGUGCUCAACCGCACGCUACUUCGUGAGCUGGAAAAGAGCGACGGACCCGAGCACAAAAAUGGCUGUUUUGACCGGUGGCGGAGAUGGGAUGAGCAGUGUCGGAGGGAAGGCGUCAGGCUCGAGGAUUGUACUGGGGCGCUGCUGGGAGAUCUGCCUGAUUAUGAAGAGGAGGAGAGUGACAGCGAGGACGAGGAGGACGAGACAGUGCAGCCUUCGAAUGUAUCAGAGCUAAAGCUUCUCCUGGAGGAGUGCAGGAAGAUGACGCUAGGGAGGCAGGAACCCAUGAUAUUUCCUCCACCGCCUAUGCGGUGGUGA
Heterobasidion irregulare TC 32-1 is the source of this 1533-nucleotide messenger RNA. RefSeq lists its product as uncharacterized. NCBI's taxonomy places the organism in Eukaryota, Fungi, Basidiomycota, Agaricomycetes, Russulales, Bondarzewiaceae. The record is from RefSeq and is a predicted model, not a curated record. The coding region runs from base 1 to 1533 and encodes 510 amino acids. The transcript is spliced from 2 exons.